AUGCCACCCAAACACAUCGCCAUCGUCACCAGCAGCACGCGCACCCCACGCCUCAAUCCAACCAUCACCCAAUAUGUCUAUGACGUUCUAACCAACGAUCCCACCCUCCCAACCCGCAAACCCUCCCCAACCUCCGCCGAUACCGUCGACACCGACCCGCGCCAUAUUACAUUCACCAUUAUCGACCUCGCCAAACAAUCGCUCCCCCUCUACGAUGAAUCCGUCAUCCCCGCGAGCCUCCCCGCCGACAACCCAACACCCCACUACACAAGACCACACACGCGCGCCUGGUCAGCCGUUGUCCGUGAAUACGACGCAUUCAUCUUCGUCACGCCACAGUAUAAUUGGAGUAUCCCCGCAAGUCUCAAGAAUGCGCUCGACUAUCUGUUUCACGAGUGGAAGGGGAAGCCCGCGGGGAUUGUCUCGUAUGGGUCUAAGGGUGGUGGGAAGGCGACCGAUCAUUUACGAGGGGUGCUGACGGGGUUGAGGAUGAGAGUGGUUGGAACAGCCCCCGGUCUGGUUGUGAAGUUCACCGGGUUACCCAUAGGUGCAGCGUCGGAGGAGGAGGUCAAAGUGGAGCUGGAUGAGAGAGAUGUGGAAGGGUGGAGGGAGUCUGGGGUGGAAGGGAUCUUGAGGAAUAUGGGGAUGGAGUUGGUGUGUGAACUGGAUAAGGAGUAG
Molecule: messenger RNA, 678 nt
Organism: Penicillium brasilianum
Lineage: Eukaryota; Fungi; Ascomycota; Eurotiomycetes; Eurotiales; Aspergillaceae
Source: the annotation of a GenBank genome assembly